GUUGCAUUUAGUUUGAACUUAGUUACUGCAGUUGCCAUCAGAACAUGACUUGGAUUGACUUAGAACUCAGGCGAGCAGUUCGACUGCUGGCUCUGAUCACCCUGGCUGCUGCGGCAGCAGCCACUGUGGACCACGAGACGAUGCUGUGCGCCAGUGAUGAUACGCCCAUGUGUGGACGCAGCCAGGGCGAGUAUCUGCUGUUCAAGAACGAGUGCGACUUGCGCAAGGCGCAGCGCGAAAAUCUGAUGGGCGGACCACUAUUUGAUGUCGCCUUGCACAACUGUUUGCCCAGCUGCGAGCUGGAGUGCGAGGGCGCCGCGCAGCCCGUGUGCGGCGUGAGCGUUGCCACAGGCGAGCGCAAGAGCUUCCGGAACCGCUGCGAGAUGAUGCGCACCAGCUGCCUGACCAGAACCGAUUGGCUGGUGCACAAGUGGGGCGUCUGCGCCCAUGGCCAGCAGCAGCCCAAGCAGCCGGCGCACACUGUGCUCGUGGGUCAUCGCAAGCGUCGCCGGCCCAUACCCUGCACGAAUGUCUACAGGCCGGUCUGUGCCAGCUAUGCAGGCGUCAAGUCCACCUUCUCCAACGAGUGCCUGGUCAACGCGGAGAACAUACGCACCGGCAGAAAUUGGCGCAUUGUGUCCGAGGGGCUGUGCGGCGAGGACAGCACCAAGAUGAAGCACAGCCGCAAGUGGAAGCCCAAGACGAAGCCCAAGCCGGAGACGGAGCGCAGCAAGCGCAGCUACAGGCAGGCCAAUCAGCUGGACGACUUCGAGAUGGCCGAGGAUGCAGUGCAAAUCUUUGCGCCCUCCACAUUUCACACUCAAUUCAUCAGCAAAUCGGGCAUCAUGGAGAAGAGCUACUCGCUGCCCGCGCGCCAGCCCUAUCCCUCGGACAGUGUGAAGAGGCCAUCCCGGCGUAUCUAUGGCAGCAGCCCAAUGAAAUCCCGGCCUGGUUAUGGCAACGAGCUGCAGCCAGCCAGGCGCGUAAGCUCAAAGCCCUGCGUGUUCAGUAAUGAACCCGUUUGCGGCAGCUUCAAUGGCGAGAGUCGCACUUUCGACAAUGUGUGCGCUUUGAUGGAGUUCAGUCAAACGGUGGGCAAUGCCUGGACCAUUCUGUAUGAGGGCCGCUGCCGGCGCUGCGAUAAGCCCUGCCCCAGCAAAUACAGUCCGGUUUGCGCGGUUCGUAAUGGCAUCAGCUACACCAUCAUCAACGAGUGCUUCCUCGAGCGUGUGCGCUGCAAGGAUCCCAAUAGCAAUUGGAAGAUCACGCACAAGGGCGAGUGCAUCCUGCCCGCCGAUGAGGUGGCUCACAAUUUGCCGCCACCCAGUCCCAAGCCAUCGGCGCGCAUACCCCACAUGCUCUACGCUGUGCCGCCAACCAGGAGCAGCGGCACCAGCAAUGACACCUUGUUUACAACCACGUUCAGACCCAGAUCAUGGGGCAAACGUCGAGCCACCAUACCAACACGAGCUGCUCCUACGCAGCUUCGCAUGCUUAGGAAAUUCAGGCGACCAACUCCAACGCCAACGGCCAGGACCACGCCUACGCCGACGGCCAAGGAUCUGAGCAACCGCAAGAUACGGAAAAUAGAGCCAAUCGUCUUCCAGGGCUACAAAGCGAACAGCUACAGCAAGGAGGAAAAGCCAGCGCCCAUCAAGGCUCCAUUCACAGCGAAGGCGUGGUCCCCCAAGGACAGCUGGCAGACUCCGCAGCUGCCGGAGAGUGGCAAGGAUGCGUAUCAUAAGAGACCGCAUCAUAAGAAGGUGUACAGUGAGAAGUAUCCGCAGUACAGCUGGCAACAGGCGCUGACCACGCCCCGACCCAUUGUGUCCACAACCACACCAGCACCACUAAACACACUCGAGGGCAUUGCGAAUGCGCAGUUGCUGGAUUUGGACAUGAAGUCUGCGGCGGAAAUCUUUGGUGAGAUUGAAGCCGAUACGGAAAUACUCUUUAUGAUGGACAGCACGGCGGCCACAGCAAAUGCAAUCGAAAUGGAGUCCACCACGAAUGCCGCAACCAAGCAAGCAACUACGCGGGCAUCCACAACAGAGGCGACAGUUCCCUCAACGGCAUACACAGCCACAGCACCACCAAUCACAACAACAACGACAACAACAGCCUCGCCCCUCAGCACCGAAGACGCCACUGAGUACACACCUGAGCAAGAGACAGAGGAGACUUCGACAGAUCUACCCACGAGCAGCAUCUUUGAUGUUGCAACCAGCGAGAACCUGGAUCAGAGCACAGCGGAUGAUGUAGAGGCAAGCGCAACCACUGCAGUAACAACUACGACAAAAACAAAUGAAGACGUAGUUGAAAGCGAUCCAUCAACAACAUCCAACGUGGACUAUUUGUCGGAUGAGCCGAUGAGCACACAAAGCGAUCAGACCUCGAUAUACGGGCUGGAUAAGAACUCGCUGAUCAUGCGUCUAUUGCGGGCCAGGAGUGGCAAGAAUAUGGUAUUAUAGUUUGUCUGUAAGUUAUUAAUUGUUGCUUAGGAGUCAGUGAUAUGAAUGCUCUGUAUGUUACUUAGAUUAAUUUACAUUUAAAUAAGCCAUAAUUAAUUAGUUGGGGUAUUAAAAUGUUG
This is a messenger RNA of Drosophila navojoa, 2590 nucleotides long. RefSeq lists its product as uncharacterized. The record is from RefSeq and is a predicted model, not a curated record. Gene Ontology annotation, biological process: multicellular organism development; cell differentiation. Gene Ontology annotation, cellular component: extracellular region. Gene Ontology annotation, molecular function: protein binding. NCBI's taxonomy places the organism in Eukaryota, Metazoa, Arthropoda, Insecta, Diptera, Drosophilidae.